AUGGCAGAAAAUAUGAGCAGCGAGCCGGAGCAGCAGGCGCGGCCGCCGCCGGAGUCUGUACAGCCGCCGGAGUCGCCGGGGUCGGUGACCGUGCGGGCGGCGCGAGUGGACGACAUGCCGCGCAUUCACACCCUCAUACACGAGCUGGCCGCGUACGAGGGGGUGCCCGACGGACCGCGGCUCAGCGUCCAAGACUUGGUGAGGGACGGCUUCGAGUGUCCGUCGCCGUGGUUCUUCGCGGUGGUGGCGGAGCGCGGCGGCCAGCUGGUGGGGUACGCGCUGUGCAACCGCGCCUACUCCAGCUGGACCUGCCGCGCCCUCUACAUCGAGGACCUCUAUGUGGUGCCGGACAUGCGGCGCGCAGGGAUCGGUAUGAAGAUACUGCAACACCUCUGUCAGAUGUCGUUGCGUGAGGACGUGCACCGCAUCGACUGGCACGUGCUGGACAGCAACGCGCCCGCGCUGGCGUUCUACGACCGGCUCGGAGCCCGCGACCUGCGCCGCACCGAGCGCCGCGCCGCGCUGCGCCUCGACAGACACCGCAUCGAGGCGGUCGCCGGCCACCGACACCACCACGCUCCGCCCUCCUGAACACCGCUCAAUACAUACCAUAUACGACCGUGACCACUGUAUGUUGAUGUUGAUGAUCCAUCGAUUGCUGAUAAAAAUGUAUUCUAAAAGCAAAAUAAUAUAAGAGAAAAAUCUGUUCUGUAAUAAAUCACUAUAGAAUGUUUAUGAAUCAAGAGUAGGAAGGGAAUUUAAGGAUUAUCAGAUAUAUUUUCUUUAAGACUAGCUGUGCCCGCGUGCCCGUGUAUUAUUAUGAUGCAUAAGCUAUAUUACUGUAAAGUUUCAUCGAAAUCCGUUCAAUAAUUUUUGCGUGAAAGAGUAAUAAACAUCGAUACUUACGAACUUUUGCGUUUAUAAUAUUAAGAUUAAGAUAUAUUUUUAAGUAUAGAUACUUAUAUUGUAUUUGUAAAGUGUUACUAUAGAUAUUAUUUAUUAUAUUCAAUAAUUAGUAAAUGCAUGUAUUUACAUAUAAAAUAACUACAUAUUUUUUAUAAAACUUAUUGAUAAAUAAAUG
Achroia grisella is the source of this 1081-nucleotide messenger RNA. Its product is annotated as thialysine N-epsilon-acetyltransferase-like. The coding region runs from base 1 to 591 and encodes 196 amino acids. The record is from RefSeq and is a predicted model, not a curated record. Gene Ontology annotation, molecular function: N-acetyltransferase activity. The transcript is spliced from 4 exons. NCBI's taxonomy places the organism in Eukaryota, Metazoa, Arthropoda, Insecta, Lepidoptera, Pyralidae.